CCUGGGCGGGGCGGGCGGCCCCGGGGGAGCGGGGUCGAACGGCGCCGCUGCAGCAGCAGCAGCAGCAGCACCCGAGGGGCGGCCGGUCGGCCGGUCGGUCGCCGCCGCGGCUCCUCGGCGGCUUCCCCGAGGGCCGCUGGAGUAGGUCUGCUGCUCGGAGUCCCGCGCCGAGAAUGAAGGAGGGAAGGAAGCAAACGCAGCCCUCGGCUAAGGACGGUGGCUUUCUGAACAGUUGCCUGGGUUCUGUUCUCUCUCGGCUCUGUCAGUGAAUAUAUCUGUGGGAAUUGUGUGUAUCCUCGAGAGAAAUUACACUGCAUCCUGUUAGUGAGAGCACAGGCGUGUGUCCGCUGCUGUGCUGUCCUGGGGUCUUACUGUUUGCUGAGGAGAAAGAAAAGCGAAGGGUGUGCUGAACAUGCAGCCGACGAUGCUUGAUGUGUUGCUGAUGAUACCGCCUGUCUCCAAGACCCCUUACGUGGAAGAAUUUUAGGGGUUGCUGUGCAGAUCGAUGGACUUAGACCCCUAUGCCAGCAUGCAGGUUGGGAUGCGGGUAGUUCGUGGAGUGGACUGGAAAUGGGGCAGCCAGGACAGCGGCGAAGGGAAUGUUGGGACUGUGGUAGAGAUUGGUCGGACAGGCAGCCCAACCACUCCAGAUAAGACUGUGGUCGUGCAGUGGGAUCAAGGCAACAGAACCAAUUACCGGACUGGAUUCCAAGGGGCUUACGACCUUCUUCUGUAUGAUAACGCACAAAUAGGUGUCCGUCACCCUAACAUCAUCUGUGACUGUUGCAAGAAGCAUGGUAUACGGGGAAUGCGGUGGAAAUGCAAAAUGUGUUUUGACUAUGACCUGUGCACACAGUGUUACAUGAACAACAAGCAUGAUCUGUCUCACUCCUUCGAGCGCUAUGAGACAGCGCACUCACAACCAGUCCUAGUGAGUCCUCGACAGAAUUUGACUCGCAUCACGUUAAAAGGGACUUUCCAGGGGGCUAAAGUAGUCCGUGGCCCUGACUGGGAGUGGGGUAACCAGGAUGGUGGUGAAGGUAAAACUGGACGUGUGGUUGACAUUCGUGGCUGGGAUGUAGAGACCGGACGCAGUGUGGCCAGCGUCACGUGGUCUGAUGGUACCACAAAUGUCUACAGAGUUGGACACAAGGGAAAAGUGGACCUGAAAUGUACUGUGGAGGCAUCUGGUGGCUUUUACUACAAAGAGCAUCUCCCAAAAUUAGGAAAACCAGCUGAACUGCAGAGGAAAGAAAGCACGGACAGGCAUCCAUUCCAGCAUGGGGACAAAGUGAAAUGCCUGCUGGACAUUGACAUCUUGCGGGAGAUGCAGGAGGGCCAUGGCGGCUGGAAUCCUAAAAUGGCUGAGUUCAUUGGCCAGACAGGGACUGUGCACAGAAUCACGGACAGAGGGGACGUGAGGGUCCAGUUCAACAGUGAAACCCGUUGGACUUUCCAUCCUGGAGCUCUGACUAAGCUCAACACCUUUUGGGUUGGUGAUGUUGUCCGGGUGAUAGAUGAUAUGGAAACAGUGAAGCGAUUCCAACCUGGUCAUGGGGAGUGGACAGAUGAAAUGGCACCUACCCUAGGGCACAUCGGCAAAGUGAUCAAAGUCUAUGGGGAUGGAGAUUUGCGAGUGUCGGUUGGAGGGCAGUCCUGGACAUUUAACCCAGCUUGCCUGACAGCCUACCAGAGAGAUGAGGAAGCAAACCUCAUGACAACGGAGAAUGCAAAGGAAUCAAAAAGUACUUUGGUUACUGUAUUAGAGAAACUGCUGUCGCAGAAGACAGAGUCAGAGCAUGCAGGCUGCCUGGUCAUUUGUGCAGCACUCAACAAUGCAGCUAAAGUUCGGGAGCUCCUUCAGAAGUACCCAGACAAGGUCGAUGCAAAGAACCAGGGUAGAACUGCGCUGCAGAUUGCUUCUUAUCAGGGGCAUCUGGAUGUCGUGAAGAUUUUGCUGCAGGCACAUGCUACUGUCAACCUAAGGGAUGAAGAAGGGGAUACAGCACUGCACUACGCAGCUUUUGGAAACCAAGCUGAGGUUGCCCGUGUGCUUAUUGGUAAAGGAGCCAGUGCAGACCUGUUAAACAAUGCAAAAUGCACAGCGUUGUAUGUUGCUGUCAGUCAAGGAUUCACAGAGGUGGUGCGGAGCCUCUGUGAGCUCAACUGUGAUGUCAACCUCCCAGAUUCCCAGGGAGACACCCCCCUGCAUUAUGCUAUCACUGCAGAUUACAAAGUCGUUAUUGAGAUUCUCACUGAAGUACCCAACAUAGACUUCACUGUCCAGAAUUGUCAAGGCUUCAACCUGCUCCACUAUUCUGCUCUAAAAGGCAACAAGCUAGCCAUAAAGAAGAUUCUAGCAAGAGCUCGGCAGCUGGUUGACUCCAAAAAGGAAGACGGCUUCACUGCCCUGCACCUUGCUGCUCUCAAUAAUCACAAAGAAGUGGCAGAAAUUCUCAUCAAAGAGGGUCGCUGUGACGUCAACCUCAAGAACAACCGUAACCAGACAGCGCUGCACUUGGCUGUCAUCCAGGGACAUGUAGGGAUGGUGCAACUGUUGGUCAGCGAAGGCAGUGAUGUCAAUGCUGAAGAUGAGGACGGAGACACAGCCAUGCACAUUGCCUUGGAACGGCAGCAGCUAAUGUCUGUCAUGCUGGAGAAGCGUGAAGGGGAGAUGGGGUUGUCCCUCCUUUCCAAGCUGCAGGCUUCUGGCUUUCUUGGAAAUGUAGAGCUGAAUGUUGGAACUGCAAUUGCAUGUUACUUAGCACAAGAAGGAGCAGAUAUUAAUUAUGCAAACCAUCGGGGAAAGUCUCCUUUAGACCUCAUUACAGAUGGAAGGAUUGUCCAGAUCGUCAAAGACUUCUCACAGAAAUUCAGGGAACAGCAGGUUUCUUCAGACAGCUCAGCCAUCACCUGCAGCCUUCGCCGUGUGCACACCACCCCCAACACAAUGACCAACCUUAGUGUCUCGAGUGUGGCAGUCCCCACAGAGUGCCUGGUCUGCUCAGAGCUGGCCUUGCUCAUCCAUUUCUUCCCAUGCCAGCACAGUAUUGUGUGUGAAGAAUGCUCCAGGAGAAUGAAGAAGUGCAUCAAAUGUCAAGUGACAAUAACCAAAAAACUGAAACAAGACAGCACCGAGGUGGAGUGCAGCCCAAGCUCUGAAUCCACAGAUCAGAGGAAGCUCAUGGAGGAGCUGCAGAACCGCUACCGGCAGAUGGAAGAGCGCAUCACCUGCCCUAUUUGCAUCGAUGACCAAAUCAAACUGGUCUUCCAGUGUGGACAUGGCUCUUGCCCAGACUGCAGCACAGCCCUUACUGUCUGCCCCAUCUGCCGACAGGCUAUCCGGGAGAGGAUUCAGAUCUUUGUCUAAGGAUAUGCUUGCUUCCCGUCCCAUUCCCACCUCCCUCCUUUACUUCCUUUUUGUUUGCAUUUUAGAUGAGAAGCACUAGUCAGGCUGAUGUGUUUGGCUACCUGCAAAGCCAUCCUGAAGGAGAGGGAAGCAAAUAACUAAUGUGACUUGGGUGGAGGUGGAGGGAGUCCCCUCUGCUUCUAAUGUUGUAAAGCCAAGGAGUGGUGCUUGAGGGCAGGCAGCCCCCUCGCCCUGUGCUGCUGAUCCACCAGAAAGACCUGAAGUAAAGAACGCUGACCUGUCUACUGAAGGCAUAAGAGACUUUCAGACCAGAGGCGCAUAGACUGCCAUAUGCAGAUGUUUUCGACGGCAUCCAACUCCGGUGACUGUAUCAUGUCUCGUGCUCUGCGGCGUCAGAUUUGCAGCCUUGCGUUGCUCUGAAAGGAGAUGCUGUAGGAGGAUAUACCUUAUACCUUGGCAGGCAAUGGCAAAGCAUACGCUUGCACUGCACGUGAGGAGAUAUCGGAGGAGAUCAGUCACGGCGUCAGUUCUCCCAGAUGCCUGUCAGUGGUAGGGAGGUAAUGUCCUAAGACAGCAUGCUCUCUGAGCUAGUACUUAGGGGCUCAACAAGAACUUGGACUGACAGAGGUAAAUCUGGGUGUAACAAGAUCCUAAAGACAGAGUGUGUGCCUUAGAGAUGAAGUAGUGAACACUGAUUGGAGAAAAUAUGUUGUUGCAACAAAUAUUUCUAACCUCUAAGUGACACUCUUCUUCCAUUUUUUUUUUUUUUUGGCACAACUGUGUGUUCAGAGACUCUUGAGCUUUCUAUCCAUAAUGCCAAAGGCAGGUGUUAAAUACUCCAAUCAAAGUGUAAAGAAAAUAAAUAGUAAUAAUUAAGACAUGAGAAAAAGGGAUUUCAUUUUUGUUUCUUUGUUUUGCAGCAAAACUUAAUAAAAUAAAAUAUAUAUUUUCCUGAGCAUUAAAACGAAUGUACAAACAGUAGCUGAAAUACGGA
Messenger RNA from Aquila chrysaetos chrysaetos, 4364 nucleotides. It is a transcript of the gene MIB2, whose product is annotated as MIB E3 ubiquitin protein ligase 2. The record is from RefSeq and is a predicted model, not a curated record. NCBI's taxonomy places the organism in Eukaryota, Metazoa, Chordata, Aves, Accipitriformes, Accipitridae. Gene Ontology annotation, biological process: protein ubiquitination. The transcript has 21 exons. Gene Ontology annotation, molecular function: ubiquitin-protein transferase activity; zinc ion binding; protein binding. Bases 506 to 3370 code for a protein of 954 amino acids. Gene Ontology annotation, cellular component: cytoplasm.